Penicillium vulpinum is the source of this 975-nucleotide messenger RNA. RefSeq lists its product as uncharacterized. Lineage: Eukaryota; Fungi; Ascomycota; Eurotiomycetes; Eurotiales; Aspergillaceae. The record is from RefSeq and is a predicted model, not a curated record. The transcript has 5 exons. The coding region runs from base 1 to 975 and encodes 324 amino acids.
AUGGAUCUCAACGGCCCUGCCCUCGCGCCGCCAGAUGGCGUUACCCCGAACUUCGACAAUCCGCCAAAUAACAACGCCCUCGCCAUUGGAGUACUAUCAGCAUGUGCUGCUGUUUCUACAAUAUGCCUUUUUAUACGUGCCUAUGGUCGCAUCUGGUUAUUAAGAAAGGUGCAAAUUGAAGAAGGGUAUUUCGUUCACCAAUGGAAUAUUCGGUUGAAGGAUAUGAUCCUUAUUCAAUAUGAUGCUGCCGGUUAUUCGCUCCAAGAGGCCACAGAUCCGAGGGCUAUUUUUGGUGGGGCUGGAAUUGGCAUCGUGGUCUCCUUGAAUAUGCAGUGCAUUCCUCACAGUGCAAUCUGGGAUAUCACCAUCCUGGCGACUAGCAAAUGCUUUGACUUGUACAAGUUACAAGUGGCAUCCGCUAGCAUUCAGCUGAUCUCCGAUGUGGCCAUUCUGCUCUUGCCACAACAACCUAUCUGGAGUCUCAAGAUGACCUGGCGAAAGCGGAUGGGUGUCUCCAUUAUCUUUAGCUUCGGCUUGCUCGCAUGUAUUUCCGCAGUCUUCCGGCUCGAAACCACAAUCACGCAUGGCAAGGCGGCAGAUGCUAUUUGGACGUUGCCGCCGCUGGCCUUCUGGGCAACAGCCGAAAUGACAUGUGGCUUUUUUAUCGUUGCUCUGCCGUGCAUUCCAAAGAUCCUGAAGGAAACAGGACUCGGGGUUAAAAUGAAGAGGGUCUUCGGCAUGUCUACCUCAGGGAACACAUCUAAGCGGGCUUGGGAGAGUGAAGGAACCGGGAAGUCGAGCGAUCAAAGCAGAUUGAGGGGAACCACAGCCAGUAAUGCCUACUACAAGCUGGAUCCCCUGAAGCCAUCUGAAUCCACGGAGUACCUGCAAAAUGGUGCAAAUGACGACGGAAUCGUACGCACGACUCGGAUUACGGUGACACAGGACGAGGACCGCAAGUAUAUGUAUCCAUGA